UUUCUUUCUUCAUUACCAGCCAUUUUUCUUGCAAAAUGAGUCUCUUGUUUCUACUUGCAUCUUUCUUUCUUUGUCAACUUGUUUUGUCCUCAUUUGCAAUGUGCCCCAGAGAUCAAAGUCUUGCCCUUGUAGAAUUCAACCAGUCUUUUGUUGUUGAUGCAUCUGAAUCUUUUCUUUGUGACAAGCAGUCUUAUCCUAAAACGAGUUCAUGGAACAUGAACAAAGAUUGUUGUUCGUGGGAUGGAAUAAUAUGUGAUGAGAUGACCGGUCAUGUGAUUGAGCUUGACCUCAGUUGCAGCCAACUUGUUGGGAAGAUUGAUUCCAAUAGCAGCCUAUUCCAACUCUCUCAUCUCCAAAGGCUCAAUCUUUCUAUGAAUAACUUUGACGAUUCUCAUAUCUCGCCUAAAUUUGGCACGUUAGCAAGCUUGACACAUCUUGAUCUUUCCCGGGCAGUAUUCUCAGGUCAAAUUCCUUCUGAAAUCUCUCAUCUCUCCAAGUUACAGUCUAUUUCUUUAUCGUCUAACAGUGAGCUUAGACUCGUAGCUUACGAUUUCAAGACGUCCCUUCAGAAUUUGACUCAAUUAAGAGAGCUUCAUCUUAGUGGUGUGAACAUCUCUUCCACCAUUCCUCUGAAUUUCUCUUCUCAUUUAACAACUCUGAGGCUGUCAGAAACAGGAUUGUAUGGGAUAAUACCUGAGAGUAUCUUUAACCUGCCCAACCUGGAAACACUUGACUUAAGUUACAAUGAUCAGCUCAAUGGUUAUUUUCCAAAGACCAAAUGGAAUAGCAGUGCAUCUCUCAUGGAGCUGAAUCUCGUUAGGGUAAAUUUUUCUGGUAAUUUCCUGCCUGAAUGUCUUGGCUAUCUAACUUCACUGCAGACAUUGGUACUUAGUUCCUGCAAUUUCUCGGGGCAGGUUCCAAAAUCUCUUUGGAACCUCACCCGUCUGGAGAAUAUGGACCUUCAAGAUAACCGUCUUGAAGGACCGAUAUUUCCUCAGUUUACAAGUGGACUGCAGAAUCUGAACACACUUAGGCUAUCAAAUAACUCCCUGAAUGGAGAAAUACCAUCCUGGAUAUUCUCCCUUCCAUUACUGAGUGAACUAGACUUGAGUAAUAACCACUUUUCUGGUCAACUUAAGGAAUUCAGUAACAAUUCGGUACUAGUCGGUGUUGAUAUUAGCGAGAAUGAGUUGCAAGGAUGUCUUCCCAAAUCAAUUCAGAACCUUGUGAGCCUAGUCUGGAUUAUUUUAGCAAAUAACCAGUUGCAAUGUCCUCUUCCCAAGUCACUCCAGAACCUCAGAAAUCUAAAGUAUUUUGAUCUUUUGUCUAACAAUUUUAGUGGGAGUGUAGAUGUCAGUGUCUUUUCGAACCUCAAACAACUUUGGUAUCUUGAUCUGUCAUACAAUAGUAUUUCUCUGAUCAAUGAGAACAAAGUCAAGUCUACAUUGCCCCAAUCUCUUGAAAUUUUAUAUUUGGCUGCUUGUCAAGUAAAAGAACUGGAUUUUUUGAGAUCAGCAAAGAACUUUUAUACCUUAGAUCUUUCAUAUAACAACAUUCAAGGAAUAAUUCCUGAUGUGGUACUGUCUAAUUGGAUGCAUUCCAUAAAUAAUCUUUAUCUAGCCCACAACAUGUUGACAAGUAUUGACCACAUUUCAUCAUUUUCCCAACUGAUCUCUAUUAACUUAUUGUCCAAUUCUCUUCAAGGGACACUACCAAUUCCACCACCCUCUAUAGAAUUCUUCCUCGUGUCAAAUAAUAAUGUCAGUGGUAAGAUCCCUUCUUCUAUUUGCAAUUUGACAACAUUAAAAAUCCUAGAUUUGUCAAAUAAUAAUUUGAAGGGAGAAAUUCCACAAUGUUUGGGUAACAUGAGUGAUCAACUCGAGGUUUUGGAUAUGCGACACAAUAGUCUUUCUGGGAGUCUGCAAACAACUUUUAGCUCCGGAAGUAAACUCAAAAGCUUCAACUUGCAUGGCAAUAAUCUAGAGGGAAAACUCCCAAGAUCCUUGGCUAAUUGCAAAGAGUUGGAAGUUCUUGACUUAGGAAACAAUCAACUCAAUGACACAUUCCCUAUGUGGUUGGGAACUCUUCCAAAUCUACAAGUUUUAAGCUUGAGACUCAAUAAUUUGCAUGGACCAAUUAGAACUUCAACUAGUUCGAAACUGUUUCCUCAGCUUCGGAUGUUAGAUCUCUCUCGCAAUGCCUUUACAGCAGAACUGCCAACAAGUCUUUUCAGAAAUCUGAAAGCAAUGAGGAGAAUUGUCAUUGAUAAAACAAUGAAAGCACCAGUUGAUGAAGAAAAGCCAUAUUACCAAGACUCGGUAAUUGUUUCAACAAAGGGAUUGGAGUUAGAAGUUGUGAGAAUCUUGUCUUUGUACACCACUAUGGAUCUUUCAAACAACGAGUUUGAAGGGCAUAUUCAUAGUAUGUUGGGAGACCUCAUCGCAUUGCGUGUGUUGAAUUUAUCUCACAAUGAGUUGCAGGGUCAUAUACCACCAUCACUUGGAAAGUUAUCUGUAGUCGAAUCGUUGGACCUUUCAUCCAAUAGGCUUUCAGGAGAGAUACCAAAACAACUUGUUUCUCUUACAUCUCUUGCAGUUUUUAAUCUCUCACGCAAUCAUCUUGAAGGAUGCAUUCCAAAAGGGAAUCAAUUUGAUACAUUUGGCAACAAUUCAUAUGAAGGCAAUGACAGAUUGCGUGGAUUCCCAGUUUCACGAGGUUGUGGAAGUGACCGGAUACCAGAGACAAACAACACAACAUUUGUGCCAGAUGAAGAAAAUGAUUCAACAUUUCUAAGUGAGCUCAGUUGGAAAGUGGUUCUUAUGGGAUAUGGUACUGGAUUGAUUAUUGGAUUCUCCAUAGCAUAUUUGAUGCUUUCUUCUCGAAAUCCAAAUUGGCUUUCUGGGAUAGCUGAAGAUUUAGAAUACAGAAUCAUUAUGAGAAGGCGAAAGAAGCAGCGAGGUCAAAUGCAUUACAGAAGAAGAAGAAAUAAUGGCAUCUAG
Solanum verrucosum is the source of this 2999-nucleotide messenger RNA. Its product is annotated as receptor-like protein Cf-9. NCBI's taxonomy places the organism in Eukaryota, Viridiplantae, Streptophyta, Magnoliopsida, Solanales, Solanaceae. The record is from RefSeq and is a predicted model, not a curated record. Bases 36 to 2999 code for a protein of 987 amino acids. The transcript has a single exon. Gene Ontology annotation, molecular function: protein binding.